This is a messenger RNA of Gryllus bimaculatus (two-spotted cricket), 603 nucleotides long. The record is from the annotation of a GenBank genome assembly. NCBI's taxonomy places the organism in Eukaryota, Metazoa, Arthropoda, Insecta, Orthoptera, Gryllidae.
AUGAGAAAAGUAGUUGGUGAUGCAGGAGGAGGUGGAGGAGGUGGAGGAGGUGUAGGAGAUGGAAGAGGGUCCGUGGCGGGGCGGGUCGUGGUUGCUCAUCCAGACCCCGUGUCACCCGGCAUCGCCCACGUGGAAGGGGCGGCGGAGGCGGCGGCGGCGGGGCUCGGCCAGCCGUCGGCUCUGGAAGAGCUGGCGUACAACACUAUUACAGCCACCGUUGGAUUCCUGUCGUUCCUCGUCAGCCUCCCCAACGAAUACAUUGCUAUUCGCGUGCGACUACCGGCGAUAAUGGCUCAACAGGAUGCCAAAAGGGAAUUUUUAGCAUUCUUCCUCGUGGGAAUACGUCAUCCAGCCCAUCUUUUACAUAUGCCUGUCCAAAAAGGUUCGGAAGAGGCACGUCCUCUCUUGUCCUUGGGCGCUAAGUGCGGUCGGAUGUCUCGUAGCCUCCCAAACAGCACGACACUUGCCCCAGUUCGCUCAAAGCGUGUCUUCUUCGUUGCAGGGUACGUCAUUGUGGAAAGCCCGGAGCCUCCUGGAGAAGAUCUUGUUGGUGACGUUGGCCCUUCUGGUGCUGCUAGUGCUGGUCCUCGCCACCCUGCUUAG